This is a messenger RNA of Lytechinus variegatus (green sea urchin), 4900 nucleotides long. It is a transcript of the gene gldc, whose product is annotated as glycine dehydrogenase (decarboxylating), mitochondrial-like. The transcript has 16 exons. Gene Ontology annotation, biological process: glycine decarboxylation via glycine cleavage system. Gene Ontology annotation, molecular function: pyridoxal phosphate binding; glycine dehydrogenase (decarboxylating) activity; glycine binding. NCBI's taxonomy places the organism in Eukaryota, Metazoa, Echinodermata, Echinoidea, Temnopleuroida, Toxopneustidae. Bases 238 to 3348 code for a protein of 1036 amino acids. Gene Ontology annotation, cellular component: glycine cleavage complex; mitochondrion. The record is from RefSeq and is a predicted model, not a curated record.
ACGGAAUCUCGCCGACCGGUUAAUUUUCAUUUGACAGUGAUCAUGUUGGGGUACUACAUCGAGAGGUAACAUAGGUGAACGGCUUUCAAAGCCAUAACUUUUCUUGACUAAAUUAACAUCGGACAGUCAAAAACAUUUUGCAACAUCAUAUUUGCCGUGAGGCUAAUUCUUGGUAGGAGGAUCAGAUUUUGUUUCCCUUUAAUUUGUUGUGAAGAGUCAACUUUUCAAGAAGCCAAAAUGAUGCGACUUGCACGACUUCCCUACACUGCAGCCGCCAGGAGGAGCAGCCAGAAAUUGAUCAGGGACCGGGCACCCCAAUCGCAGUUGGUGGCUGCCCCGACAGCCUCGGCCGCCGUCGUCGUUGAGCACCGCCGACACCGUCAUCAGCUAGCAGCAGAGACCAUGCGACAACUCCUCAAGAAUGGUCGAAUGUUUGACAAGAUUUACCAGAAGCACGAUGCCUUUGCUCAGCGUCAUCUUGGACCACGUAAGGGCGAUGUCAGAGAGAUGCUCAAUGUCAUUGGGGCAGAUAGCUUGCAGGAAUUACUCGACCUCACUGUUCCAGAGUCCAUCAAGCUCCAGAGGGACCUCGAUAUUUCACCUGCACAAGGCGAGACAGAAAUGUUGGAGAAACUGAAAGAGGUAGCGUCUAAGAACAAGAUGUUUCGGAGUUAUAUCGGCCUCGGCUACCAUAGCUGCCACAUCCCUCUUACAAUUGCCAGGAACAUGCUGGAGAAUCCAGGAUGGAUCACCCAGUAUACGCCAUACCAGGCAGAGCUCUCACAAGGCCGUCUGACUGGUCUUCUCAACUACCAGACCAUGGUUGCUGAUCUGACUGGUCUUGAUAUAGCUAAUGCAUCCCUACUCGACGAAGGGACAGCAGCAGCGGAAGCCAUGGGCCUUGCAAAAAGGCAUACCAAGAGGACACUCUUCUAUGUUGAUGAUAAGUGCCAUCCUCACACUAUUGCACUUGUCAAGACACGUGCUGGGCCAAUCGAUGUUGAAGUGAAAGUCAUGCCUCACGAUGAGAUGGACUUCAGUGGGGAUGAUGUUGCUGGGGUUCUGUUUCAAUAUCCAAACACAGAAGGAACCAUUGAGGAUUUCACCAAGCUGGUCCAGAAUGCCAAGAAACACCAGACUCUAACAGCAUGUGCCACAGACCUGAUGGCCCUUGUCUUGUUGACGCCCCCGGGUGAGUUUGGAGUUGACAUCGCUCUUGGAAGCAGUCAGCGCUUUGGUACUUCCCCAGGCUACGGUGGACCGCACGCUGCCUUCUUUGCCGUCAAAGACUACCUGAAGCGUCAGAUGCCUGGUCGCAUUGUUGGUAUCACAAAGGACUCCGCUGGAAACCCAGCCAUGAGGCUUUCGCUUCAGACUCGGGAACAACAUAUCAGGAGGGAGAAGGCAACCAGUAACAUCUGCACAUCUCAGGCUCUUCUCGCAAACCUGUCGGCCAUGUACGCAGUUUAUCAUGGACCUCAGGGACUACACCACAUCGCCAGGAGAAUCCACAUGGCUACAGUCAUCCUAUCUCAAGGUAUUCAGAACUGUGGACUUGAACUCAAAAACAAUGGUCAGUUCUUUGAUACAAUCAAGGUCCAGUGCAAUGGCCAGAAAGCUAGCAUCUUGAAGAGAGCCGAGGAGAAACAGAUCAACUUUAGGAUCUAUGAUGAUGGAUGUGUUGGCAUUGCCCUUGAUGAAACCGUGGAAGAGAGGGACCUCAACGAUCUCCUUUGGGUGAUGGGCAGCGAACAAACCGCUGCAGAGGUUGCUCAAGAGAUUGCUCAGGCGCCUCCUGCAACCGGUGUCAUAGACGGCCAGUUUUCCAGGAGGUCAGAGAUCCUCACCCAUGAGGUCUUCAACAGCUACCAUGCAGAGACUGCCAUCGUCCGCUACAUGAAAGAACUGGAGAACAAGGACCUGUCCCUCGUUCAUUCCAUGAUGCCUCUUGGCUCCUGCACCAUGAAACUCAACAGCACAUCAGAACUUGCGCCCAUCUCCUGGCCCGAGUUCAACAGUCUUCAUCCAUUUGUCCCAGUCGACCAGGCAGAGGGUUACACAGAACUCUUUAAUGAACUAGAAAAGGACCUUUGCGAGAUCACAGGCUAUGACAAGUUUUCAUUCCAGCCAAACAGCGGUGCUCAGGGCGAGUUUGCUGGCCUGAUGUCCAUCCGUGCCUACCAGCAGAGUAUCGACCAGGGACACAGAAAUGUUUGUCUGAUUCCAACUUCUGCCCACGGUACCAACCCAGCCAGUGCUCAGAUGGCUGGUAUGAGUGUUAAAUCCGUCAAGGUCACUCCCUCUGGAAGCAUCGACUUCACGGACCUCGAGAAGAAGGUCAACAAGUACAAGGACAGACUUGGUGCCAUCAUGGUCACGUACCCAUCCACCAAUGGCAUCUUCGACGAGGGCAUCAAGGAACUCUGCGAGAUGGUUCAUCAUUUUGGAGGCCAGGUGUACCUAGAUGGCGCCAACAUGAACGCCCAGGUGGGACUCUGCCGCCCGGGAGACUACGGCUCUGACGUGUCGCAUCUUAAUCUUCACAAAACUUUCUGCAUCCCCCAUGGAGGUGGAGGACCAGGCAUGGGACCCAUUGGAGUUAAGGCACAUCUUGCUCCAUUCUUGCCAACCCAUGAUGUCAUCCCCGUCCCUGGAACCAACCAAGCCUUUGGCUCCGUCAGUGCUGCCCCUUGGGGCUCCUCGUCCAUCCUUCCAAUCUCCUAUGCAUACAUCAAGAUGAUGGGAGCCAGAGGACUGAGGAAGGCCUCUGAACUAGCAAUCCUCAAUGCCAACUACAUGAUGAAGAGGUUGGAAGACGCCUACAGCAUCCUCUACAAAGGCACCAACGGAUUUGUGGCGCACGAGUUCAUCCUCGACACCCGUGAGUUCAAGAAGGAUGGCAUCGAGGCUAUCGACAUCGCUAAACGUCUCCAGGACUUUGGCUUCCACGCUCCCACGGUUUCGUGGCCAGUCACAAACACGUUGAUGGUUGAGCCAACAGAGAGCGAGGAUAAGGCCGAGAUGGACAGAUACUGUGAUGCCCUUUUGUACAUCCGCUCUGAGAUCCAGGACAUCCAAGAUGGCCGCAUUGAAGCAAAAGACAGUUCUAUCAAGAAUGCCCCACACACUGCUGCUUCCGUCAUGACUGCUGAUUGGAACAGACCGUACACAAGGGAACAGGCUGUCUAUCCUCUGCCCUUCGUCCGUCCUGACACCAAGUUUUGGCCGUCUGUAGGCAGAGUGGACGAUGUCUUUGGGGAUCAGAACCUGAAAUGCAGCUGCCCACCAGUCGAGGCUUAUUCCGAGUCGGACUCCGACGCAGAGCCCUUCUACGAGCUGGAAAUCUAAACGGCUAGAAACUUAAACAGAAGUGAUAACUAAGUAAACUUCAAAUUGGACAAAUGAGAUGUAGAGACUCUAGACUUAAAGCUGUCAACCAAAGAAUGAGAAGCAACUACAACUCGUGGAUUUAGUGAUCCUAAAAAUGAAGCAAUGAGUAUGCAGUGGAGGGUGGAUGGUACUCCAGCAUUGCCAACAGUAUCUGAAAUAAGACUUCCCGAAUUGAGAGGACAAUUCAUGAAGGGCAGUAUCGGGCCCUAAGACUGUCAAAGAUUUGAUAUCACCUCGUAAGAGCUGGUGCAACGGCAUGCAUCAGCAUUGUCUUACAGACUUCCUUGUGAUGGAAAGAGGAUCGUCACUACUAGGACUUCAUAUCUACAUGCAUAUUAAGUGCCUUUUUAAAAUGAUAAGACUGGGAGAUAUAACAUGGUUUUGUUAAGUUUUGGGAUUAUAGUAAAAAAUAAUCUGAAAUUGAUCAGGGUUAAUGAUCAGUCAGUCCAGGUAAAUGUUUUAUCUGUUUUGAUUAAUUUUGUUUCAUCUUAAAGUGCAAUGUAAAUGGAUAAUCUCAAUAGGAAUAGGACUUAAAACCCUAUGAUUUGAAAGUUCUGUAAGAAUUCUUUGCUUGCGUUUAGUUAUGUUUUUUUUGUGGGGGGGAUUCUACUGUCAUAAAAGUGAUGGAACUAGCUCAAGUAUUCAUUAAAAUAACGUUACAAUCGAUGAGAAGAAUUUUAAUAAUUCUGUAUUCUAAUAUCUUGGCUUAAACUGUGUAGGUCACAAGCGGUAGAAUUUCAUUUUUUUUUCAAUGUGAAAACAUUCCUUGAAGCAUCGAAGGUCAUUUAUUAUUAUUAUUCUGUAACACUUUCGAUACUAGCCUUGUUUUAAAGGCAUAGUUGACUUAUUUUGCAUAAGAUGUGUGUAUGUGAAUCUGAUCUCAUUGCUUAAGUUUUAUACCCCAUUUCACUGUGAUAAUGGUUGAUGUUGAGCUGUUAUUCUGAAUGAUAAGAUAUUGGUCAUACUAAAAACAAGAUAUUUCUUGGUGAGUAUGAUGUAUAGCUGCGUGUUUUUUAUGUCAUGUUUUCUCGAGCAUUUAAUUGGGGGAUGUACAUGUAUUUUUUUAUACAUGAAUGAAAGUGUAGUAACUUAUUUAUUCAAAAUGCAUUGUGGCAACUCUUGGCAUACAUGUUUAUAUUUGUACGACCAAGAAUGCUUUUAUUUCCUUUUACAUUGUCAAGAUAUGCUUUUUGAGUUCUAUAUUGUGUGUGUGCUUUGUUUUAAUUUAUCUUAAGUAAAAAUUCAUGUUCAUACCCCCCCACACUGCUCUCUCAUGCAGUAUAUCUAUGCUCAGCUCUAUGCUAUGUAUUUAAUAAGAAUGAUAUUUGUAUAGUGAAGGAAUGUAAAAAUGUUAUUUUAAUGCCUACUGAAAUUGUAUAGAGAUUUAAUCAGUAGGCUAGUUGGAAGUUUUUUUUUCGAUAAUGUACUAUGUGAAUAUCUUACCCGUUAUUUAAGAAAACCUGAAAAACAAAGAAAAAAAUACAUAAAAAUGAUUUACAUUCAAACAUAA